AUGACCGCCGCAUUUAGAAUGCUCGCUUAUGGAGUACCAGCUGACUAUGUGGAUGAGUAUGUGCGGAUUGGAGAAACCACCACAAUUGAAUCUCUAGAAAGAUUUGUUAGAGUGGUGGUUUCAAUUUAUUCCAACAAUUAUUUAAGGUCUCCAAACGUCGAUGAUGUUGCUAGAUUGUUAGAAGUUGGUGAAAUACGUGGUUUUCCAGGACUGUUGGGGAGCAUUGAUUGCAUGCACUGGAAAUGGAAAAAUUGCCCAACUGCAUGGAAAGGUAUGUUUUUUGGUCAUUUUCAUGAACCUACAAUGAUUUUGGAAGCAGUAACUUCACAAGAUUUAUGGAUAUGGCAUGCGUUUUUUGGGUUACCGGGUUCUCAUAAUGACAUUAAUGUAUUAGAACGAUCUUCUCUGUUUUCUGAGCUCGCUCAUGGGCGUGCUCCUCCAGCUAAUUACUCAAUCAAUGGUCAUAACUACACAAUAGGAUACUAUCUUGCUAAUGAUAUAUAUCCGUAG
Molecule: messenger RNA, 510 nt
Organism: Corylus avellana
Lineage: Eukaryota; Viridiplantae; Streptophyta; Magnoliopsida; Fagales; Betulaceae
Source: RefSeq, a predicted model, not a curated record